Messenger RNA from Prorocentrum cordatum, 4299 nucleotides. The record is from the annotation of a GenBank genome assembly. Lineage: Eukaryota; Dinophyceae; Prorocentrales; Prorocentraceae.
AUGGCUGCUACUGCAGCGGGCAGCGUUGCGAGGGCACCGCGUCGCGGUGCCAAGUGUGCGCGCUCGUUCUGCGAGCUGCAGGUGGCGCUGGCCACGUGCGAGAAGUUCGGAGACCUCUUCUCGUGCAGGGAGUGCGGCGAGUUCGGCGACCAGUCUGGAUUCGAGUUGAAAGCGUUGGCAUCGAUGAAGCCCAAGUCGCCAGCCAAGUGGAAGGAAAGGAAGGCGCAGAAGGAGGAGUGGGCCAAUGGCAAGGCUGUCGCUGAGGACGACAGGGAGUUCCCCCAGGAGGAGGUCUACGAGGAGACGAUUCAGGAUAGCUCCUUGUCAGAGGAGUUCACCUUCCAGUCGCGCGACGACUUUAAGGAGGAGCACGGCUGCCUGCCAGACCAGGCGAAGGUGAUGACGCUGCGCGUGACGAACUCUAAAGGCGAGGAGUCUUUCGGCGUGGUGCUGGCCACGGAGACGGAUGCACCUCCGAAGCUGACGGCGAGCAACCUCUUUGAGAACAUGUCGGCUGAUCGGUCGCGCGCGUGCGGGCAGAAGUUCGGGAACAAGUGCCAGCAGAAGGCCAAGAAGUUCAGCGCCUACAAGAAGGAUGCGAUCAAGCAGCUCGUGAAGAAGAACGUCGAGAGGCCCAAGGGGUUGCGUCGCAUGGUGCGCGAUGGUGAUGUUCCUGAUGACUCUGGCUCGGACGCGGGGGGCGCGUCGUCCGAGGCUGAGGCCGAGGCCGAGCAGGAGGCAGCUGCAGGCGCAGCACAGCAGCAAGUUCCUCCAGCGACCGACGCUGGGCAGGCUUCGGCGUCGGCUGGGCCCCAGCACUCAGACGCGCCAGAGACGCCCAGGGCACCGAGGACUUCAGCAGCGGCGGACAGCUCCAGGACCAAGGAGAAGCGCGCGUCCGAGAACGCGAGCCCGACCCUCGCGUUGGCCCCGAGCUCGAAGAAGGCAAAGCCAGGCACGAACGUCGCGCCGUCGAUCGCCGAUGCGGCGGCCACGGGCGUGGACGGCGAGGGUGGCCGCCUUAAGCCGCCCGAGCACUGGCACGAGACCAUCGCCCCGUCGAGAGUGUUCGCGGGCGCCCCCCUGAAGAGGCACGUGGGCUGGGCAAGGGAUUGCGUCAAGCGCAUCGCUGGCCAGGGCGAGUCGGUGAAGGCCAACCACUUGACCGAACACAUCGACGCAAUCGAUCUUUGCAUGGAGCUGAUGACUGAGUUAGCCAAUGAGAAAGUGACCUUCGUUAGCCUUAGCACCAUCUUGGGGAAACUUGUGACGAAGAAGGUGGACUUCGAUUCGAACAUCAAGAGCAAGCUUUUGGGGAAGAGGUUGUUCUCAUCGAUUCUGGCUUUCUCGAGUGGAGAUACCGACGACGCCUGCAUCAAGGAGAUCGUGGAUACCGUCAUGCCUUUCACGGUUGAGAAGCUGGACGCGAGCCAGGAGGUGACCUGCGAUGACGACGGCGACGAGAAGAUGGCCCCAGACCCCGAGGAGUUCGACCCCAUGAAGGUUAGCAUGGCGACUAUCGACGGCUCGAGUGACUCCAGGAUGACGUUGCUCCUGAGCGUGCUCCUGAAGGAGAUCGUCCCAGCGGUGAUGCAGGUGGAUCAGGCUGGCCAGGUAGCAGCGUCGCGCCUGUGCGCUGCCAUGCUGAGUCGGUUUGAGGCAGGCGUCGCAGAGAUGGAGGAGAUCCCCUCCGCCGCGAGCGACACGUUGGCCGUGCUUCGCGUCAUGUGCGCCCUCAGCGACAGCACUGCCGACAUGGACUUCGAUGCCUUGGACGAGUUCUUCCUCCAGCAGGCCAAGAAGACCAAGGGCGCCCUCGCGGACCUGGGAGUGAUGAUUCGCUUGAAUGAGCACUGGAAGGAGAUCUACGAGGAGCUGCAGACCACCAUCCAGGAUGCCAGGGAGUGGAUGCCGAAGAUCUUCAAGAGCGCUGCCCAGGUCAAGGCACUCAAGACCAGCGAGGCUCCCAUCAGUCUUCCCAGCGCUAUCAUCGACGAAGCUUUCGACAUCCUGAAGUCCUGCCGAACGAUCCUGAGGGCCGGCUCCACCCGCACUUUGGAGAUCGAGAUCGCUGGGGUCCUCGGCGUGAUCCAGUCGAAGAUGUUCGACAAGAGCGGCGUGGUCAAUGGCGGGGACGCCUACAGCAAGGCCGAGCUGCUCGCAGCGGAUAAGAUGUUCAAGGACAGCCUGGACCUCAAGUGUUGGGUCGAGGAGUUCGGCAUCGGCGCGAGGGAGCACAUCGGCGCCGUGAUCGAGAAGGCAGGAGCGAAGGAGAUCAUGAACGGGCUGAAGGAGAUGAUGAUGGGCGGCGCCAAGGACGAGGCGGGCAACAUCGACAUUGAGAAAGUUCGUGCCGUCAAAGUCGCGCUGCAUAACCUCGCCGAGAGCUCACUCGAUGUCGAGGGCAAGGAAGCGGUCACGUCCUUCUGCAGCCGCGUGUGGGACGCUAUCAAGGACGCGGUGAACGCGAGCAAUGGCGAGAUUGCAGGUGUCAUGAAAGACAUCGCAUUGGUGGCGGGCGACGGCAUCACCGACAUCUUCAAGGCGUUCCACGCUGCAGGCGAGACGAAGUUCAGCAUUGCAGCGCACGUCUCGAUGACCAGCGGCAGCGAGGACGGCUCUGGAGUGACGGACGAGGAGCCCAUGAAAAGCACGAAGACCAUCAUCCUGAAAGAGAUCGCGCUCGGCCAGGUCAUGCAGAGCAUCCCCGAGUGCGAGCAGAAGGAGGUCCUGGUCGCUGCCCACACGAGCGCGAAGAACUACAUCCAGACCGUCGGAGACCAGGCGAUGGGGAUAUCCAAGGCCGAGCUCGACAACAGGGUGAACCACGCUGCGAAGUGGGCCAAGGGCGGUGCUGACGGUGAAUCGUGGUGGGGGUCAGCGAACGACGCGAACGACCUCAGCGAGCUGCUGCCCAUGGCGAAGGAGACCGUGUGCAAGCACGCGUCGGAGAGCUUCAACGUCGAGAAGACCAAGAUCCAGGAGCUGCUCAAGUCGCACACGGAGGUGGCCAGCGUGUUCACUCGCGUGCCGAGCCCCGACUCCACCAAGACGGCGAACGACGUGAUGAAGGCUCUGGCGCAGAGCCACAUCGAGGGCAUGGUGGCCGCGCUGUUCACCGCCAAGUACAGCAAAGAGGAGCUCAAGGAGAAGGUGUUCGCGCUCAAGAGGCUCGCGACGAAAGAGGGUGCGAAGUGGGACCAGAUGCCGUCGGCGCUCGUGGAGCGCGCAGUCAAGGCAGCGAAGCUGCAACGGAUGAAUGAUAAGGCAUGGGAGUGGACAAGUUGGAUAGCCGCGAGGGGCGCGAGGAUGCGGUUGGGCAAGGAGGAGGCGAAAGGCGAGGAUGAGGUGGGCAAUGUGGAGGCGCAUGGACGCGUGCCACAGGUCGCGUACCUAGUCAUUGUAGACACGGUCGCGUACCACAGGUCGCGCACCUCUGUCUAUUCUGGUCGCGUUCCACAGGUGGCGUACCAUUACCGUUCAGGGCUCGUACCACAGGCCGCGUAUCUAUUGAUUUUAUACGAGGUCGAGUACCGCAGGCUCGCGGAGCUGCAGCUCAAAUUCUUCCGGCGGAUCGACGUCGACAUCGCCCAGGUCAAGGCCUACGUGCAGACCAAGGUGGCGAUGCUGGAGGCGGCGUUGGGCGAGUGGCAGAGUUCGGCGGUGCUUGCGGGGCUGCUGCUCACCCCCGAGCAGCUGGAGGACAUGGCGGCCCGCCGGGCCCGCUCGCAGAACUCCAAGGGUCGGGAGGUAGACGCUUUCACUGGGCAUGUCGCGGGCUUCAAAGAACAGGUUGACGCCAAGAGCACCGAGCAGGUGUCAGCCCGCGGGGGCAUCGCGCUCGCCCGCCCCGCGCGCAGCGACUUCGGGCCGGCGUCGCCGCGAUUGCUCAGCGCGCAGCCUGCAGCGCAUCGCGGGGACAUGCUCGGCUUCGUCAGCGCCCCCCCGGUCGCCUGGCAGGGCGGGGGGAAGCUGGGCGGGGCAGGUGGCGCGGUGAACGCGCGGGCCGCCUUCGGGCCCGCGACGGGCCUCUACUGGGUGCGGCGAGACGAGGGGGAGCAGCAGCACGUCGCGCGCGAGCGCACAAGCGCAGAGGACCUGCUUGACUGGCUCUUCGACCUGGAGGGCGAGGCCAGGCCCAAUGCCCCGCCGCGGGCGGCGCUGCUGGAGAAGUACAGCCGCAUCGCCGGCUCCCUGAACGGGGUGCUGCGGUACAUCGAGGUGAACCUCACCGCGGUCAGGAAGAUCUUCAAAAAGUUUGAGAAGAAGGUGCCCGCGGCGAUGCGCGUACGGAAGUAA